AAGGUAGGAUUGGCUUCCUGGAAGACUGGAAGACAUUGGAUUUUCGACCGAGGCCAGCAGGCCCAUAGGCCUUACAAUUAACAUUCUAUUAUCAAGUUCAAUACGCACCCCCGAAACCAAAGUGAACUCCGCAGACCAUCAAUAACUCGAACAAGGAAGUAGGCUAGCCUUAGAUUUCUGUAUCAACGACUUUGAUAACUUUAUAUCCGUUGGUGAGUAGGCAGCAGGCUUAGCACCCAGCAAAAAGAAUAACUUGCCGAAGUGGGCCAAAUAAUUGAUUGUUUUAAAAGCUAGGCGUAAAUAAAGGUCCUGGACGUCUAGGCCUAAUUUGUCAUAGAGAUCCGGUUGUUAGAUCUAAUCUAGACUCUACUACUCUAAUCAAAUCUACUUGUUUAUUGUGUAUUGACUCUCCCUCCCUCCUUCACCUUGACUGGCCUCGAUUCUUUGACUGUCUGAAGAGCCCCGACCCACAGGAAAUGGCAUCUGAUUAUGACCCUGGAAUAUUGGGUGUGGUCGUUCCACAGAAAUGCAGUUGUCAGUUUCUUCUUUCGGGAACUACAAUUGUUCAAUCUGGAUGGUUGAGGAAGAAAAGCUUAAGAAACAAAAUACAACUGAAGAUUUUUAAUUGGCCUCAGAUGUUUGUGGUAAUAGCUGAUAAAUGUCUAUACUACUUCAGCAAUGAAUUGGCUAAAAAGCCUGCCGGUGCUGUUUCUCUGUAUGGCUUUAACAGAAUCAUCAGAUUUAGACAGGAACAUCCAAAUGAUCCAUCCUGGGCUUUCAAACUCGAGCAUGUUCAACCUGACAUGCGUUCUUUCUACUUUGCAGCCUCAUCGGAACAUGAAUUGAUUAAAUGGAUGAAGGUUAUAAAGCAAGAGAUGCUAGUGGCCAACAAUAGAUCUUCUACACGUGCCAAAGCACCUUCUUCGGAUGGCAUUUCCCUAGCUUCAUCAGGAUCUUUUGGCUCAGUGGAUUAUCAUGAUAUAGAAGCCAGUGUUUACUAUGAACCCACUAAGAGGAGACCAGUUUCAACUAUAUCAGACUUCACUUCUAAUGCUGAAUCGGAAUAUCAUGAGGAUGUCAUGUUUGAGGAUUCUGGUGAGUUUGAGGAAAUCUCAGAACCAAGUGAUUCACCGCCAAAAGAAACCUUUAUGGCAUCUCUGGUCCAGGGGUUGAAGGAAAGACAACUUCAAAAAGAUGCAGUUUCUCAAGGGUAUUGCUUGCAGACUGUUCCUCCACCAGUCUCAGAUAAUAGGGAAACGCAAACGUAUUGGUCAUCUGUUCGUUUCCAUGGGAGUAAAGAAGAGGCUUCAAAAGCGAUGGCACCAGUUUCUGAAGAUGGCGUGUAUCUUGUGAGGAAAAGUGAAGACUUGUCUGAUGUACUGUUGGUUCGCAGUGGUAGCAACUCAAGGAAAUAUCGGAUAUUUGUCAAGGAUGAUGGGAAACUGACACUGAGCCCGACCUCUCCUUGUUUUGACAAACUGGAACAGCUCCUGUUCCAUUAUUAUUCAAAUGAUUUGCCUAACAGUGUUCUAAGACUCAGUGCGCCAUACAGCAUUUAUGUGGGGCAGUCGGAUUAACCGUGCCUACUCUUCACCGGUUUUGAUACAUGAUAGGUUGUGAUCAGCUCAAAAGGAAAAAAACAAAAACAGACAGUGCUGUCCCAGACUUCACUGAGUGUUUUGAUAAAAGUUUCAUGAAGUAAUCGGAUGAGGUUCAUAUGUCUCUAAAGAUUUGUGGUUUAAUGACCUAAGUUUCUUGAAUUGGAACUGUUUUUGCUUUUUAAAUUCAUUUUGGUACCACCUUUUGGUGACUGUGUGUAUUUGAUUGACCUAGUUGUCACAUGCUGUUUACUUUGAUUUUCCAAAUUGAAGUCUUUCCUGUUUAGUAAAAUUUCCACAAUGAGACGAAAAAGCAAAUGAAAAUGCAGAACGGGGAACAUGGAAAGUCAUUUGGCAGUUCUGCAAGUUAACAUAAAUUGUGCAGAGCUCAAAGAUGGAGAAUGAUCUGUUACAAAGCGAAUGUUUUAAAAUUCUUUUAUUAAGAGGAUUGUUUGCUGUGCCAUGGACUGUUUAUGAGACCCCUCAAAUAUUGAGCAAGGAGGAAAUUUAAGACUUUUGUCACUUUAUUGUAAUUUUAUAUUCUUAUUAUUCUGUCUUUUGUGUACCCUCAGUUAGUUUUAACAUUUUAGGGAUCACAGUAAAAUGCAAAAUUAAUAAGAGUACAUUCAAGAAGAAAAAAAAUUUAUUAUAGGAUGAUUUUCCCUUUUGAUGUCAAAUUUCAAAGACAUAAUAUCUUAUUGUACUUGAAUACUCCAUUGCCACAGGCUGUUGCCUUUGGAGGUGUUAAAAAGCUUUACGCUUCACUGAUGCAUGUUUUUUAAUGCAAUUUUAAUACAAUUUUUGGACUUUUUUUUGGUCUCUUGCACUGGUUAUGCAAAGUUUCUUCUAUUUCACUCGUGUCUGAGAUGUUACCACAGACUUGUACUGGUAUGCCAUGCACUGUCAUGGCUGUUACUCUUUACUCUCUAUAUAAACUUGACUGGGAAGUGUGCACACCAUGGCCCAAGUUAUUAUGUCCAAUUGAAAGGCAAAAGUGCCAAGUGGGCAAAAAAAUACUAAACCCCCCCCCCCCCCCCCCAAUCAUUUGCAGUUAUGUAGUGCAUACUUAAAAGGAGUGUGGGCGGGCAGGUGGGCUAUCUUGUCCCACUCAGAACAAACAAGGGUAUCCUACAACGUCACCAAACUGUCCCAUCCCGACAUAGCAAAACCAACGCCUUGUGCAUUAUCUUGAAACGUGGUGGGCAGCAGAUAGACUCUGUGUACACUAUUUAAUUUAUGCCCACUGGCUAGUCUUUGACUUGUAGAAGCAAUAAAUUUGUGUAAAUUAACAAGAUUAUUACCAACUCUCAUAAUAUGUCAAAUUCAAAGGAGAGGGUAACAAACAAGAACAGAGAAUUGUCUUGCCCACGGAGAAACAACUGCUACCACAGCUGCAGUGACUGCCACAACUUCUACUUCAACGACUACCACCACCACCAUCACCACUGCUAUUAUUAUUAUUAUUAUAAUUAUUAUUGUUAUUAUUGUUAUUAGUAUUAUUAGUUUUACUAGAUUUCUUUAAAAAAAUUAUUGUUUGUACUAUUGUUGCUGUUACUGCUGUAGUAUUUAUUUGUUAACUUUUAUUGUUACUAUUAUUAUCAUUUUUAUCGUUGUCAUAUAGUGGAUUCUUUUGUAUGUGCUGGCCAUCUUUUUGCUCCUCCUAAUCGAUGGUUAGUGAAAGACUCUGCCAGCUAACAUUCAUUUUAAUUUAUCGCUAAAAAACAGACCUUAAUGACGACAAUAACAAC
This is a messenger RNA of Aplysia californica (California sea hare), 3346 nucleotides long. Its product is annotated as interactor protein for cytohesin exchange factors 1. Lineage: Eukaryota; Metazoa; Mollusca; Gastropoda; Aplysiida; Aplysiidae. Gene Ontology annotation, biological process: signal transduction. The transcript is spliced from 13 exons. The record is from RefSeq and is a predicted model, not a curated record. Gene Ontology annotation, molecular function: SH3 domain binding. Bases 477 to 1577 code for a protein of 366 amino acids.